This is a messenger RNA of Vigna umbellata (rice bean), 990 nucleotides long. NCBI's taxonomy places the organism in Eukaryota, Viridiplantae, Streptophyta, Magnoliopsida, Fabales, Fabaceae. The record is from RefSeq and is a predicted model, not a curated record.
AUGGAUAAACANAAAUCAGCUGGUGCAAAUGUGAAUUCUUUGAGAGGUUUUGAAGUAAUUGAUGACAUCAAAACUAAAGUGGAGGCUGUUUGUCCCGGAGUUGUUUCUUGUGCAGAUAUUGUAGCUGUUGCUGCUCGUGAUUCUGUUGUUGCAUUGGGAGGUCCAUCAUGGAAUGUUGGGUUAGGCAGAAGAGAUUCAACCACGGCAAGUAAAGAUGCUGCCACUAAGGAUAUUCCAUCCCCACUUAUGGAUCUUAGUGCCCUUAUAUCUGCUUUUGCAAACAAGGGAUUUAACACCAAGGAAAUGGUAGCACUGUCAGGAGCUCAUACAACAGGGCUAGCCAGGUGUCAGCUAUUUAGAGGCAGGGUUUAUAAUGAAACAAGCAUUGAGUCAAACUUUGCAACAUCACUCAAGUCAAACUGUCCAAGCACUGGUGGAGACACCAACCUUUCCCCACUAGAUGUCACCACAAGUGUUCUAUUUGACAAUGCUUAUUUCAAGAAUCUCAUCAACCAAAAGGGGCUUCUGCAUUCUGAUCAACAGUUGUUUAGUGGUGGUUCUACAGAUUCUCAGGUCACUGCCUAUAGCAAUGACCCUUCAGCUUUCUAUGCAGACUUUGCUAGUGCCAUGGUCAAAAUGGGAAAUCUUAGCCCCUUAACAGGGAAAAGUGGCCAAAUUCGUACUAACUGCCACAAGGUUAAUUAAAAGUUACCAAGAAAAUAAGAUGAGCAAAAGAAAAAAACAAUGCUCAUGCAGUCACAAUAUAUGUGAUCUUUCAUGUAUUAUUGUAUUUCCUUGUGUAUGUUUGGAGAUAAUACUCUAAGAAUUUAAGUGUAAGGCGUUGUGAUUAGAAGCUUCAGUCCUCUCAAAAUAGAGGGGAAUAAAGGAAAGUGGUGUAUUGAAAUUCUAUGGCUUGUUAAUUGAAGUCUUUGCAUCAAUGUAUCACAUUAACAAGCUGAAAAUUUCACUGGUAUCAGAUUAGUGUAUUUU